GUUUCUCGACUCGUAACGCGCUGUUGCUUAAUGGCAAUGAACCCUAGAGAUGCAAUCCAUCCGAGGUCGCCUCUUGGGCAGACCUCUAGGAGCUGCACUUUCCCGCCGCUGUAAUACCCCCGAUCCACUCCUGGCAGCUUCUCUCAUUUCCGGUAAUUCCAACAUAAAUGAGACCAAGGGCAUCGCAGAUUCAAAGCAUGGCCUUGGGGCACUCAAUCGCACUACAUCAAGCCGCUGGCUUUGGAACGAGCAACAACAACUUGCCAGUCGAUCUGUCAAGUUCGACCUUACAGCCCUUCUGCAACUAGCUGCCGCUGCGACCGCAUCGAGAUCAUGCACCCAAGUGUCAAAGAUCUCAGACGGCCAAUAUAACAAAGUAUACCAGCUUACCAUGGACGAUGGACGCGAAUUUAUUGCGAAAUUUCCAAACCCCAAUGCAGGGAGACCACACUUGACAACAGCUAGUGAGGUUGCAACUAUGGACUUUUUGGGAAAUGCUUUGAACAUCCCUGUUCCGAGAGUGUACGCAUGGAGCUCUCGAGCAUCACAAAGCCCUCUCGGAGCAGAGUAUAUCCUCAUGGAGAAACUGCCCGGCGUGGUACUAACUGAUGUAUGGCACACCAUGAAAGGAAAGCAGAAAGUCAAGAUUCUGGACCAAAUUGUGGAUAUUGAAAGACGUCUGGCGCGUACAAGAUUCACCAAGUUCGGAUCGUUAUACUAUAGAGACGAUCUACCCAAUAGUCCGGAUCCUAAACGUACCCUAUACCAUGAUUUAAUGGGGAACCAAGUGGGGACCAAAACGUUUGCCAUGGGACCGACUAACCACCCUUCUUUCUUUGACUUUGGGAGAGGCCAGCUGACAAUUGAUCGUGGUCCAUGGUCAACCCUCACAGAUUACAUGACGGCGAUUGUGCAGAGGGAAAUUGAAUCUGCAAAGUCAGGUUUCCGAUACCCCUUAAUGCCUGAGGGUCUUUUCUAUGGUCCCCGACAGUAUCAGCCUACCCUCUCCAAGAAGCUCUCUGCAUUGGAAAACUAUCUCAAGGUGGCACCUGAUGUUCUCCCAGAAGACAAAACAACACAUGUCUCAGUCUUAUGGCAUGACGGUCUUCAUUCCCAAAAUAUAUUUGUCGACUCGGAAGACCCGAGUCGCAUUGUGGGAAUCAUUGGCUGGCAGUCCGUCAGUGCGUGUCCGCUUUUCAUGCAGGCUGGGCGCCCAGCAUUUCUCGAUUACAAUGGCCCGACUCCGAAAGAUUUGGGGAAGGUGCCUUUACCACCGAACUUUGACUCUAUGCAUCCGGAUGAACAGCGGAAGGCAAAGGCACUCCGCCUAGCACAGACACUGCACAAUAUCUAUCUGGAUCGGUGUCUUCAGCAGAAUAAACCCGCCUUUGAGGCCAUACAGGGCCAGAAUACUCUGCAACAUCAGGUUAGUGUGGCUCCGGGCUUGGUAUCAAUGGACUAUGAACCACUUCUCAACAGUCUGUUGAGAGAUGUCGAGAAGGAAUGGGCACAUAUUGAUGCUGUGGGGAACAAUGACAUCCCUCGUGGAACGCCGUUCCCAUUGCGUUUCUCGGACGAGGAAAUCCAGGAACAAGAACGGGAUGGCGAGCUAUGGGCCCAAGGUGUUGAGUUGAUGGAUGCAUUUGUUGGCGACACUGGCUGCUUCAAACAUUGGGAUGGUAGGGUUAGCGAUGCAGACUAUGAAAGGUCUAGGAAGGAGCUGGAUGAGGGAGUGGAGAGGUUCUUGGACCGUGAAGCCAGGAAUGAGGAAGAGCGCAUGGAAUGGCUCAAAUCCCUAGUGUUUGUGGAUCAAGGCAACAGCCAGGGAGAGGGUGACUCUCAUUAAUCGAGUUAAUAUAUCUACACUCAAUUCAAGC
Messenger RNA from Aspergillus sclerotioniger CBS 115572, 1877 nucleotides. RefSeq names its product aminoglycoside phosphotransferase family protein. NCBI's taxonomy places the organism in Eukaryota, Fungi, Ascomycota, Eurotiomycetes, Eurotiales, Aspergillaceae. Gene Ontology annotation, cellular component: mitochondrion. The transcript is spliced from 3 exons. The record is from RefSeq and is a predicted model, not a curated record. The coding region runs from base 50 to 1846 and encodes 598 amino acids.